This is a messenger RNA of Aspergillus puulaauensis, 1281 nucleotides long. RefSeq lists its product as uncharacterized. The transcript has a single exon. The coding region runs from base 1 to 1281 and encodes 426 amino acids. The record is from RefSeq and is a predicted model, not a curated record. NCBI's taxonomy places the organism in Eukaryota, Fungi, Ascomycota, Eurotiomycetes, Eurotiales, Aspergillaceae.
AUGGCGACUGACAAGCUCACUGUCCACCUUCCCGGCGGUGCGAUCCUAGCUAGACACCAGGAAAACCUCGUUCAUGCCAGGGGUAUCAGAUAUGCACACGCCAAGCGGUUUCAGAGACCCCAGUCCGUGCCAGACUGGGACGAAAUCCAGGAUUGCACACAGCGUGCUUCAGUAUGCCCCCAGAAUACUUCCCACCCAGUACGGGGUACCGGGGUUCUGGAUGGAAACAGGGAGCAGAGUGAAGACUGCCUGCACGUCAGUGUUGUGGCUCCGACGUCAGUGCAAGCAGCACCUGUCAUGGCCUUUUUACCUGGCGGUGGCUAUACUUUAUGGGGUGGUGAUAUUGACGCUUUCAUCCCCCACGGCCUGGCCAGGAAAGGCGUUGUUGUUGUUACCAUCACAUACAGACUUGGGAUUUUUGGCUAUCUCCCCAUUCCAAAUUUGGCCCCAGCAAACCUUGGGCUGCUCGAUCAAAUAGAAGCACUGCGCUGGAUCCAGAAAAACAUUGCAGCAUUCGGUGGCGACCCAGAAAAUGUCACCGUCUUCGGCCAGUCCGCUGGCGCCGACGCAAUAUACUGUCUUUUGGUGGCCGACAAUACCGACGAGCUCUUCCAUCGGGCAAUACUACAGAGCCCGCCGCUUGGUCGCCUAUAUGACGAGAACCGUGACGAGGCAACUCGUGCCAUGUCUCAACACGCGAGCAACGCGCUGUCUCAUACGGACCUGGCAGUGGCCCCUGUAUCCCACCUCCUCGACCUGCAAAAGCAGCUGCCACGCGUCUCCAGAUCUGUCUCGCCAACCCUUCUCCCAUUUCGUCCUCUAUUUGGCGAGUACCCAUUGCCGCCUGAAAGCCUCCACUCUGAUCGCUUCAUCUCUGCUGCCCGGGGCAAACUAGUAUUCCUGGGAUAUACCGCAGACGAGAUUACUUCCUUCACGCACAUGGACCCGAGGAAGUCAUACCUUUACAACCUCUUCCAUGGGGAAACCGAUCGCCUGCUUCAGCGUACCUCGACGGUACUUGGCAGGAGGCUGCCCAGUUCUGAGGUCCGGUGGUACCCUAAGGGAAAUAACAAGCUUAAAGCAACACACUGCAUAGAUCUGCCGUUCCUCCUAGGUGACUGGUCUGCAUGGGAACAUGCGCCAAUGCUUCAGGGAGCCGACGCCGAGAAGAUCGUCGAGAAAGUAGGCAUUGCCGUGAAAAAUUUAUGGGUUGCGUUUGCUCGCGGGGAGGAUCUGGGUGGCAGGAAAUACAUUAUUGAUGGGAGCUUCCAUUUCCCUUGA